Salmo salar (Atlantic salmon) is the source of this 1537-nucleotide messenger RNA. RefSeq lists its product as uncharacterized. Gene Ontology annotation, biological process: regulation of transcription by RNA polymerase II. Gene Ontology annotation, cellular component: PcG protein complex; chromatin; transcription regulator complex. Gene Ontology annotation, molecular function: DNA-binding transcription factor activity, RNA polymerase II-specific; RNA polymerase II cis-regulatory region sequence-specific DNA binding. NCBI's taxonomy places the organism in Eukaryota, Metazoa, Chordata, Actinopteri, Salmoniformes, Salmonidae. The record is from RefSeq and is a predicted model, not a curated record.
CUUUGUGGCUGUGGUAACUAGUGACAACCCAGCGACGUUAUUUUAUAGUUCAUUGACAAACUGGUCAGCCUCCUCGGUAGCUUGCUAGCCGAAAUAUUAACGCGUUUUAAUGUAUAUUAGUAUUUAGUGUUUUCAACACACUUCUGUCGUCUAGCUAAUUAUACAAUUUCAUUGUGUAUUUACGUUGUUAUUGUUAUUAGUUAGCUAACGUAGCUGGCUGGCUGGCUUGUUAAGUUAGCAUUAGCCUAGCUAGCUAACGUAGCUGGCUGGUUGAGUUAGCAUUAGCCUGGCUGGUUGAGUUAGCAUUAGCCUAGCUAGCUAACGUAGCUGGCUGGUUGAGUUAGCAUUAGCCAGCUAGCUAACGUAGCUGGCUGGUUGUUGAGUUAGCAUUAGCCUAGCUAGCUAACGUAGUUGGCUGGUUGAGUUAGCAUUAGCCUAGCUAGCUAACUGUUAGCUAACAUCCCCGACCAUGAGUUCACCAAGCUACUCGCCUCCUGUUGAAGAAGAGGAGGAGGAGGAGGUCUGCUGGACGGAGAAAGAAGGUCUGUGGCUGAACGUUGUCGUGAAAGAGGAGAAGGAAGAGGAGGAUAUUACAGUAACAAAACAAGUGGAGGAUGUUACAGUGAAAGAAGAAGAGGAUACCGUUCUUGGAGUGAAGGAGAAGGGAGAGAUAACUGUCACAUUGGAAGAUGAAGAGACAGGAGAUCGGAUUAACACCAGAGAGAGACGUGACUAUCGUGGAUCCUCUGGGGAGCCUCAACAACAACAUGAUGCUGACGAGAAAGAGAAGAGUCUCUCCAGAUCAAAACAAGUCAAGAAACACCAGCAGAGACCCAAAACUAAAAGUCACUGCUGCUCUGAUUGUGGGAAGAGUUACUUAAGAUCAGAUUCACUGAAACUACACCUGAGAAGUCACACUGGAGAGAAACCUUUUAGCUGCUCUGACUGUGGGAAGAGAUUCACCUCCUCGGCAGAUCUUAAAAGACAUCAGAGAAUCCACACAGGAGAAAAACCUUUUAGCUGCUCUGACUGUGGAAAGAGUUUUGUUUCGUCAGGACAUUUAAAAUCUCACCAGAGAACACACAAAGUAGAGAAACCCUAUAGCUGUACUCAAUGUGGGAAGAGUUUUACUCACUCAAGCAGCUUGAUAGUACACCAGAGAACACACACAGGAGAGAAACCUUAUAACUGUGAUCAUUGUGGGAAGAGUUUUCUUUCCUCUGGUCGUCUGACAAUACACCAGAGAACACACACAGGAGAGAAACCUUACAGCUGUGAUCAGUGUGGGAAGAGUUUUACUACAUCUAGCCAGCUGACUUUGCACCAGAGAACACACACAGGGCAGAAUCCUUAUAGCUGUACUGAAUGUGGGAAGAGUUUUACUCAGUCAAACAGCCUGGUAUCACAUCAGAGAACACACACAGGAGAGAAACCUCAUAGCUGUAAUCAAUGUGGGAAGAGUUACUCUGAUAAAAGAUCUCUGAUUAAACAUCAGAAAAUUCAUGAAGGAGUUGUUUCAUGAUAUCAGUGAAAUAAA